CAUCCCUGCCGGCGGGAUGACGUCAGCGGGCGUGUCCAAAAACAGGGCACAGGGGACUCUGCAAUGGGAGACAGUUUUUGUGAGCAGCUCACAGAGGACAGCACCUUCCUCAAACAUGACCCGAAACUGGACACAGAAGUCGUGGAUAAACUCAUCCUGCAGCUCAACAGAAUCUACCCGCAGAUCCUCACUGACAAGGAGGCAACCAAAUUCCGAAACUUGGAUGUACCUACAAGUGUUCGACUGGGUGAGCUCUUGACACACCUACAAGGGAAAGGAGAGGAAGCAUGCAGGGAAUUUUACAGGGCUCUUCACUUGCAUGUCGAGGAGGUCUACUACAGUUUGCCUACAAGGCUUCACCUCAGAGAUUCCUUGGAUCCGCUCAAACUUCCACAGGUCAUCAAACAGAGACAUGCUUUGAAUGACAGAGGUCCCUUCUUCUUUAUGGGCUGUUUCACUUUUGUAGUGGGAAUGGCUUUCUUCUAUUACUACAGUGAAGCUAAAGUGACAGGAGGAAGCCGGGCACUCGGGAUGGCUGCUCUUGGACUGAAAAGAAAAGCUCAAGAAGUUCUUAUAUGGUACACUGAGGAAAGCCUCACAAAGUAAUGUGAAUCUUCUUCAGUGGUUCUCCUGCUGCUUAUACCAAAUCACAACACACUAUAUAUUUUCAAGGGUUUAAAGGUAAUUUUGUACACAGUGUAAUUUAUAUAUACUUUUAUUUUGCUUGUUUGCAUUUGGUACUUUGCAAUUGAAAGUAUCCAUUUUAAAUGGUUUUGAGGGAUUAAUGCAGUUGAGGUUAAAACUAGUUUAGGAAAAUGAAAUGGAGGAUUUGUGCUGCUGAAUUCUUCCACAAAACCAGUUUGAAACAUUUUUUUCCCUAACAACCCAACUUACUUUGAUUAUUACUUUUAUCAAACGGAGAAAUUUAAAAACUAAAUAAUGGGGUGGUUCUUGAUUUUAAUCUAUGAUUUGUUAAGAACAUUUUGGUGAUGAGAACUUUUUAAGUUAAUGGUUUGAGUUAUUUUUUUUAAGAACUAGUUUUAAGCCCUACAGUUAAGUCAAGAACAGCCCCUGGCUGCCAUCUUGUGGUUAAAAGAAGAGCUACAUCAGUAAACUUACGUCUGUUUCAUAAGAACUGCCCCAAAUUCCGCUGCUCACAAUAUAAAUAAAAGAUAUUAAGUGUGUGAACAACCCAAUACCACAUGGGACAAGUCACAUCCAUAAAAGUAAUGUUUUCAACGAGUUUAUAGCGAAUGUUACAAUCACGUGACCGCAUCUACCAAUGCGAGGAUGGCCUCCUGCCGCAGUGUACUAUGGGUAGAGUUGUCUGUGAAGGUUCUCAGUCAUCCAGGUCAUCGUAGUCGAAGGAGUUUGCAAAGAAAAGCGUCUGGACUUCUCGGAUGAGAGGUGAAACGUCUUCAAGCAACUUAAAGAAGUCCAGACGCUUUUCUUUGCAAACUCCUUCGACUGUGGGUAGAGUUGCAAUCUAUUCAAAACACAUACAUAUCGAAUGAAACUGAAAACAGAGAAAACAUAAAUGGUGAACUACUGGUUUGAAGGUUACCAGGGAAAUUCGAAGUUUAUGAUUACAAGAAAAUCCGGACUUCACACCGUGAGUGAAACCAAGCUGUGUCCUCGCGGGUAUAUAUGACGACGACCUGCCUAUCAGAAGGCGUGUUGUAUGAAAGGAGAGAAGGUUAGCACUCCCCUUGACAAGGAUGGAAUUGGCCCUAGUGGCCUGCAACACACAUACGGUUAAGGCAUUGCCACCUACUUCGUGGCAUCUCUAACCAUAUUUUUUUCUUAUUUUUAACUGCUGUCAUUAAACUUCCCGUUACUAUUUAGCUGACUCUGUGUCACUUACCACGCCCUCUUUUUCACCGUGCAGCCGAAGAACGGAAAUCUGGCAUACUCUUUGUUUCCGCUGUUUCAUUGUCCUCGUUUGGCUUAUCACUGAAUGCACUGAAAACCUGGCGUCAAGCUUCUCACUGAAGUAGUUACAUUUAGUUUACUACAGUCAUAAAUAAAUAUUGUAUCAAUAUAGUAUGGAUAUUUUUGUCUUGUUGUUCAUACUGUGCGUCUCCUGCCUAUUUUAAAUACAGUCUAGCAAUAAAUUAACUUGCACCAAAUGUUGAAACAAAUACAACUUCAUAGUAUUUUUUGUAAAAACGCACACAAGAUAUACUGGUAAUGGUGCUUAAACCUUCUUCAUGGUUUGAAGGUCAAUUCUCAGGAUGUCAGAUGCUAAUAUUAUGGCAAAUUGUAGUUUAAAUGAUUUUUGUGUUUGUGCCUUGUAAUCAACCUCUAAACAUAAACAUUUGACUUGUGGUGAAGAUUAAUUAACAUAAAGCCAGAAAGUUUGACAUGAUUUGUGUGCACGGUGCCUUACACGUGGGAAUGCCAUCAUUUUGUAAAACUGACUUUUGUCUUCGCACAAUAAACCAGUAACAAAAAAAA
Oreochromis aureus is the source of this 2457-nucleotide messenger RNA. RefSeq names its product caspase recruitment domain family, member 19 (gene card19). The record is from RefSeq and is a predicted model, not a curated record. Gene Ontology annotation, cellular component: mitochondrion. Bases 64 to 606 code for a protein of 180 amino acids. Lineage: Eukaryota; Metazoa; Chordata; Actinopteri; Cichliformes; Cichlidae. The transcript has 6 exons.